Molecule: messenger RNA, 3046 nt
Organism: Camelina sativa (false flax)
Lineage: Eukaryota; Viridiplantae; Streptophyta; Magnoliopsida; Brassicales; Brassicaceae
Source: RefSeq, a predicted model, not a curated record
UAAAGAGUCAAAAAAAACAAACAACCACAACCAGAACCUGUGUCAAAGGCUUUAGAGAAGUUGAAAUUGUUGACACAAUCUAGGGAAACAAAUCUCAAUAUUGUCCAUAUUUUGAAAUCCUUCGACUCAGAUUCUUUUGAGAUGGUAGAUGCUAUCACGGGAUUCGUUGUGGGAAAGAUCGGCAACUAUCUCAUAGAAGAAGCAUCGAUGUUUAUGGGAGUCAAAGACGAUCUAGAGUACCUGAAGACGGAGUUGACCUGUAUCCAAGGUUAUCUCAAGGAUGUUGAAGCUCGAGAAAGAGAAGAUGAAGUCUCGAAAGAGUGGACAAAACUGGUGUUGGACUUAGCAUACGAUGUUGAAGAUGUUUUGGACUCCUAUACUCUGAAACUCGAAGAAAGAUCACAAAGGCGAGGUUUAAGGAGAUUGACCAACAAAGUAGGCGAGAAGAUGGAUGCGUACAACAUAGUUGAUGAUGUCAGGAUCCUUAAGACAAGAAUCUUGGAUAUUACUCGCAAGAGGGAGACUUAUGGCAUAGGAUCCUUCAACGAGUCUCGAGGAGAGAGUUCUACAAAUUUGAGGGUGAGGCAGCUUCGACGUACUCCACCUGUUGAUCAGGAACAGCAAGUAGUUGGUAUGGAAGAUGAUGCUAAGAUUCUUUUGGUAAAGCUUCUUGGUGAUAAUAAGGAGGACAAGAGGCAUAUCAUCUCCAUAUUUGGUAUGGGAGGUCUCGGAAAAACUGCACUUGCUAGGAAGCUUUACAACUCGGUGGAAGUGAAGAGAAGAUUUGAUUGCCGUGCGUGGACUUACGUUUCCCAAGAGUAUAAAACAAGAGAUAUACUUGUGAGAAUUAUAAGGUCUUUGGGAGUAGUCUCUACGAAAGAAAUUGAUGAAAAGAUCAAUAUGUUAAAGGAGGAUGAGGAGUUAGAAGUGUACCUUUACGGUCUUCUUGAAGGAAAAAAAUAUUUGGUGGUAGUAGAUGAUGUAUGGGAUCCACCCGCGUGGGAGAGCUUGAAGAGAGCCUUACCAUGCAAUCAUGGAGGAAGUAGAGUCAUCAUAACUACACGUAUUAGAGCGAUUGCUGAAGGCGUGGAUGGGACAGUCUACGCUCAUAAGUUAAGGUUCUUGACAAUUAAAGAAAGCUGGAAGUUGUUUGAACAGAAAGCAUUCAGGAAUAUCGAAAAGGUCGAUGAGGAUCUUCAGAGAAGUGGAAAAGAAAUGGUUCAAAAGUGCGGUGGACUACCGCUUGCUAUAGUCGUGCUAUCAGGGAUUUUGUCUAGGAAGAGGACAAACGAGUGGCACGAGGUUUGUGCUGGUUUAUGGCGACGCCUAAACGAUAACUGCAUUCAUAUUUCCACUGUCUUUGAUCUAAGCUUCAAGGAGAUGCGACACGAGUUGAAACUUUGCUUUCUUUACCUCAGCAUCUUCCCUGAGGACUAUGAGAUUAAUGUGGAGAAAUUGAUACGUUUACUUGUAGCGGAAGGGUUUAUACAAGAGGAUGAAGAGAUGAUGAUGGAAGAUGUGGCUCGGUACUACAUCGAUGAGCUGAUAGAUAGAAGUUUACUGGAAGCUGAAAGAAUAGAAAGAGGAAAGGUGAUGACUUGCAAAAUCCAUGAUCUUCUCAGAGACGUGGUUAUCAAGAAAGCUAAAGAGCUUAACUUUGUAAAUGUUUACAACGAGAAGCAUCAUUCUUCUACUAUGUGCAGAAGGGAAGUGGUUCACCAUCUUAUGAACAACAAUUACUUGGUCGACAGACGUGUAAACAAACGGAUGCGAACCUUCAUGUUUUUCGGAGAAGGGACAGGAAUGGUGGGGAGUGUAAGAACCUCAAACUUGAAACUGAAUCUACUUCGAGUGCUUAAUAUGGGAGGACUUUUGCUUUGUGGUAAGCGUUAUAUCAGAGAAUCUUUACCAGAAGUGAUCGGGGAAUUAAUUCACUUGAGGUACCUUGGGAUUGCUGAUAAUAAUGUCACUAUAUUACCAGCUUUCGUCUCUAAUUUACGAUUUCUACAAACACUUGAUGCGUCCAGGUCCAGCAAUGACUCGGACUCCUUCCAGUGCACGACCGAUCUAAGUGAGCUCACAUCACUAAGGCAUGUCAUCGGAAAAUUCGUGGGAGAAUGUCUAAUAGGUGACGCAGCAAACCUUCAGACGUUGAGGUCUAUCUCUUCUUACAGCUGGAGCAAGCUGAAACAUGAGUUACUCAUAAAUCUUCGGGACUUGGAGAUCUACGAUGACUCAAAGUGGGUAGACCAGAGAAGAGUUCCUUUACACACUUCUCACUUCUCUAAACUCAUAAAUCUUCGUGUCCUGAAGCUCGAAGUGGGAAUCUUUAAGUUAUCGUCGGAAUCAGAAAGCGGGUUAGUGGAUGUGAUCUUUCCCAGUCUGGAGUCUUUGACACUUGUCGGAACAAAUAUGGAGGAAGACUCAAUGCCUGCUCUGCAGAAAUUGCCUAGACUGGAAGAUCUGGUCCUGAAAGAUUGUACAUACUCGGGAACUAAGAUGAGCAUCAGCGCUCAAGGUUUCAGUCGGCUGAGGAAUCUUAAAUUGUUCAUGGUAAGAUUAGAUGAGUUGCUGAUCGACGAAGAGGCCUUGCCUAGUUUGAUUAAACUGAGUGUGAAGAAACAAGGAAUAUUACCAAAGCUGAAGAUUCCAGAUCGAUUGAAAAUGUUUGUUCGACGCUACUAAAAUAUGUGCUGAUGACCGCAGGCCUUUUAACGGUGAGCAGAACUUAAACGCAAUGUAUAUAGAAGACGUAUGGAUCGGAGAAUUUGGAUUCUACUUUAAGGUGAAGUGAAAAAAGUAGUAGUCGAGAGAGCUGUGAAGAGGUUGAUCAUGGCCGAUGAGGGAGAGAGCCGUUGUUCUAAAAGAGAAGCUCAAAGCCUCUGUUAGAAGUGGAGGCUCUUCAUACAAUGCAUUGGAUGAUCUUGUCAAGCACUUGAUUAUAGAUUGAAGAUGAACUUAAUGUAUAAUAAGAGAACGUUAUUCGAAUUCAAAUUCCUUGUUUUUCUUUUUCUUUCAAUAUAUUGUGUGACGUGUGUUUGUUGUU